Nilaparvata lugens (brown planthopper) is the source of this 1649-nucleotide messenger RNA. RefSeq names its product dihydroorotate dehydrogenase (quinone), mitochondrial (gene Dhod). The transcript has 9 exons. NCBI's taxonomy places the organism in Eukaryota, Metazoa, Arthropoda, Insecta, Hemiptera, Delphacidae. Bases 313 to 1497 code for a protein of 394 amino acids. Gene Ontology annotation, molecular function: dihydroorotate dehydrogenase activity. Gene Ontology annotation, cellular component: cytoplasm; mitochondrial inner membrane. Gene Ontology annotation, biological process: pyrimidine ribonucleotide biosynthetic process; 'de novo' pyrimidine nucleobase biosynthetic process. The record is from RefSeq and is a predicted model, not a curated record.
GCAGCAGACAGAAAUUUAAUUCAGAUGCUUGUUGCUCGUUGAAUGCUCUCAAGUUUUACUCAGUAUUUUGAUUUUGAAGCAUUUUAUUCAUUUCACUUCUCUUAAUUCUCAGACAAAGUAUCAUAACAAUAUUCUCUGUGAGGUUGAGUUUAUUAUUAGACAUAGAUUACAUAACAAAGAUUAUCAGUUGGAAGGAGAUCUUCAUUUUACAUUCUUCUCAAUCGGCUUGCGUCCUCAAUUCCUAGAGAUUGGCUCAAUUAUUAGCAAUGAUGCGAUGUCGAUAGAUUGAUUGAAAAAUUGAUUGAUUGAAUCAUGAACAAGGCCAAACAAAUUGAAGUGACAGUGAAAAAGCUGAAACAGAUGCUAAUUGUGUGCACUGGUGGAUUCACUGCAUUCUCAGCCGUCAGUAUUUACAAAGGAAAUGAGAAAUAUUACGAGAAUGUUCUGCUGCCGUUAGUACAUAAAUUAGACCCAGAACUUUCUCAUAAGUUGGCAGUAUUUGUUUCAAAAUACCAACUGUUGCCACAAAGUAAAUACAAGGAUCCAGCCGAGUUGUUAAGCCGGGUUUGGCACUUGUCGUUUAGUAAUCCGGUUGGUGUUGCAGCAGGCUUCGAUAAGCACGCCGAGGCAGUAGUCGGACUAGCGCAGGUCGGAUUCGGAUUUGUCGAGAUCGGAUCCGUCACACCUCUGUCGCAGCCCGGUAAUCCGAAGCCGCGCGUCUUUCGACUCUCCGACAACCAUGCUAUUAUUAAUAGGUACGGCUUCAAUAGUGAAGGCUUCGAUGUAGUUUACGAUAGAUUACAAACGUUGCGGUCGAAUAAUUACAAAGGAAUUAUCGGUGUCAAUUUGGGGAAAAAUAAGACUUCUCCUGCGCCGAUUGAGGACUACGUCAAAGGAGUGCAGAAGUUUGGACAUUUAGCUGACUAUCUUGUCAUCAAUAUUUCAAGCCCCAACACCCCCGGCCUAAGAGACUGGCAAGAAAAGGAACAGCUGAGAGCGCUUUUGUCAGAACUAGUGAAAGCCAGAGACAGUUUGGGAAUCGAACCCCGACCGCUGCUCCUAUUAAAACUGGCGCCAGAUCUGUCUUCGCAAGAAGUCACAGAUAUUGUUCAAGUGCUCCAAGACAAAAAGUGUCGUGUUGAUGGCCUGGUGAUAAGCAAUACAACGAUUGCGAGAGAUGACAGCCUGAUAGGUCCCCAUGUCCAUGAAGUGGGCGGUCUUAGCGGUCGACCAUUGACGCAGCGAUCAACUGAAAUGAUUUCGCAAGUUUAUAAACUCACCAAAGGGCAAAUACCAAUAAUUGGCGUAGGAGGAGUAUUCACAGGCCAAGACGCCUAUGAUAAGAUAAAAGCUGGUGCCAGCCUAAUACAGUUGUAUACCUCUUUCGUUUACCAUGGUCCACCCCGUAUAGAGAGGAUUAAGAAGGAGCUGCAUGAAUUACUACAGUCUGAUGGUUACCGAUCUAUACAGGAAGCAGUUGGGAAAGGAAUUUCGUGAUGAAUAUUUUUGAAAGAAAUGAAUAUUUGCUUCAAAUCUCGGUCAGCUGGUUCUUUUCCCUUUUAAUUUUAAAGAGUGUUCAGUGUCCAUACUAGAAAAUAAGUAUUAGUACAUUAAUGUUGAUUGUAAAAUAAAAAUAGAAAUUUAUUUUA